Molecule: messenger RNA, 2448 nt
Organism: Micromonas pusilla CCMP1545
Lineage: Eukaryota; Viridiplantae; Chlorophyta; Mamiellophyceae; Mamiellales; Mamiellaceae
Exons: 1
Coding region: 1-2448 (815 amino acids)
Source: RefSeq, a predicted model, not a curated record
AUGUCGUACGACGCGAGAGGGUUCAUCCGGCGGUGGCGGCGCGCGUCCGCGCCGCGACGACGCUCGCGGUGCCCGUUCGAGUCCCCUUCCGCCGCGCGCGUGAAUUUCCCGGACGUCAAAGACGUCUUCGGCGGCGCGCGCGAGGAGGAGGAGGAGGAGGAGGGUGAGGAGGCGAUGAUCGGCGUCGACCGAACGCCGCGCGGCGCGACGAUUUUACCGGCGUCGCUGGAGGACGACGCGGAGGCGGCGCGCGCGCGCGAGCUCGCGGACUGCACGAUCGAGAAGAUCGCGAACGAGUGCCCCGCGGACAUCACGACCCCCGGCGGCGGCGGCGGCGGCGGCGGCGACGGCGACGGCGACGACGCGUCCGAGGACGAGCUCGUCGCCGCGCGAAGGCUCGCGAAGGAAGCGCGAGAGGAGUUCCGCUGCCACGAGUACUUCGCGAGGAAGACGACCGCCGCGCUGGCGGGCGCGCGCGACCCGGUGUUGUCGUCGCCGUGGUCGCCGUGGUCGCCGACGGAGGAGGAGGAGGAGGAGGAGGACCCGAGCCCGGCGUCGUCCGUGCCGUCGCCGUGGGCCCCGCAGACGGCGCGCCCGCCGCCGACGACGACGCGCGGCGAGAGCGUCCGCGGCGGGCGCGCGCGCGUCGGCCUCGGUCGGAGAGCGGGGACGGCGCGCGACGGCGGCGACGACGACCAACUCGAAGAGUUCUCGCCCGUGCGCUGGCAGUCCGCGCGGAUCCCGUCGCCGUCGCCGAUGCCGCCGCCGCGACGCGCGCGCGGGCGCAAGAAGAAGACGGCUGGCGUCGCCGUCGACCGCGGCGUCUUCGUCGACGACGACGACGGCGACGCGGCCGACGCCGUGUCGUUCACCGCCGCGCUGGAGAAGAGCCUCUCGUUCGACGGCGUGAAGAGCGGGCUCUACGAGCUGUUCUCGCGGUGCGCGACGGAGCCGGAGCCGGCGACGACGGCGACGGACGCGGCGACGUCGACGGACGACUUGACGGAGAACGACGCCGGCGGCGACGGCGACGCGUCCAUCGACUCGUUCGAAGACGACGACGACGCCGGGAGCGCACCGGGGAUCAAAGCGUUCGCGGACAUAUCCCCGAUCGCGGUGUACCGCGCGGGGCAGCCGCUCCGCGUGGCCGCCGCGAACGCGGUCGUCGUCGUCGACGCGGCGGCGGCGGCGGCGGCAGCGGCGGCGGAGGAGGAGGACGACGACGCGUCGCCGUCGAGGCGCGCGCUGUUCGCGGAGGCGGGCGCGGAGGCGGAGGAGGAGGAAGAUCGCGACCGACGGGCGGAUGAUGACGCGAGUCCGACGCGGACGCCGGCGAGGGACGCGUCGUCGUCGCUCCCGCCGCCGCCGUCGCGGCCGCCGCGGCUCGCGAAAGACCGGAGAAAGUCGCGCACGCGGGUGUACGACGAGGAGACCGAGCUCGACGAAAGCGUCGUCAGCGCGAUCGCGACGCGAUUGAGGAUGGAAGACGUCGCGCUCGACGACGUCGCCGAAGUCGACGUCGGCGUCGACGUCGAAUCCGAGCUCGCGUCGGACGCCGCGGAGGAGGUCGACUCCGACUCCGAUCUGGAAUUCCCGUCGAUGGUCGAAGUCGAUGAUGAUGAUGAUGAUGAUGAUGAUGAGGAGGAUGAGGAGGACGCGAUGCCCACCCCGACCGCCGCGUUCGCGACCGCCGUCGGACCGACGCUCGCGCCGGCGACGCCGAGGCUGGACCCGCCGGCGACGCGGCGCGGAUUGCUGCCGCCGAUUCGCGGCGCGCGCGUCGCGGUCGACGAAAAUUCGCCGCUGUCGCCGCCGGCGCCGCUGCCGCCGUCGCCCACCGCGGCGGCCGUCAGCGCCGCCGCGGUCGGGGAAUCGAUCGUCGUCGUCGUCGUCGACGACGACGACUCGCGCGCGACGGAGGAGACGCGAAUCGCUCUCGACGCCGAGCGCGAGCGCACGCCGGGGAGCGCGUUCGGACGACCGGGGUACGCGGCGGCGUCGCCGUCGGAAUCCGCUGAAUCCGCGGAGAGCUCGCGCGAGAUGACGUCGACGUCGACGGCCGCGUCGGCGUCGGCGUCGGCGUCGGCGGCUGGCGCGACGACGGCGGGCGCCGACGCGGGGGUGUUUUUGGACGACUCCGCCGCUCGAAACUCGUCGAUCGGAAACUCGGCGACCAAGCGACGCGGGGACAUGACCGACGAGAUGAAGACCUAUCUCGGUCUGGACGCCGACGGGCUCCCGCGCGAGGACGAUUCGGCGGGGAAGAAGCCGACGCGCGGCACGAUCCUCAAGUUUGGCGGCGCGGGCGGGAGCGAACGGAAGCAGCUCGACUUCGAGGCGAUCGAGACGGACGCGAACGCGACGAGCGAGGACCCGCGCGCGUUCACGAAGGAACUGAGGCGCAUACUCGCGGAGCUGAAGUCCGAGGAUGCCGCGACCACGCGAUGA